Messenger RNA from Acaulospora colombiana, 732 nucleotides. Lineage: Eukaryota; Fungi; Glomeromycota; Glomeromycetes; Diversisporales; Acaulosporaceae. The record is from the annotation of a GenBank genome assembly.
AUGGAUACUGCCAAGCUCAUUGCCGAGAAUACUGAGCUUAAAGAUAGAGUCACGAAAUUGGAACGGAAGCAGACUCAGACUAUUAGUUCGGAAAUAUCUAAAUUAGAGCAAGAUGUCGAGUGUGAUAAAAAUGAAAUCGUAGAGCAGGGUUUGAUAGAAGAAUUGCAUUUAUCUACUGAUAAGCAAUGCCUCAUUGAUUCCACUGUUGAUUCUGCUAUAGGUAAUACCAACUCUACAGAAAAUAAAGGUCCAGCUCAGCAUCUAUCUUAUUUAUUUAAAACGGCAAUCAAAUCUCGACAACAGGAAAUCUUAAACUGGUAUUAUUAUUCCCUUGAAUUCGAAAACAGGGUUUAUGUUAUUACAGCUGAUGAUAAGAUCAAAGACAAAACAGCAAGAACGAUGAUUUAUAAAGAAAUGAAACCGUUUCUUCCUAAUAUCACUCAAGAUAACUUGCGUGAAAAAACUCUUAGAGUUAGAAAACUUCUUAUGCUAUUCGGAGAAAAUGGUGUCGGAAUAGAUAAAAUUAAGCUGAUUACAUAUAGUGCGAAUGAGAUUUCAAAAUUGACUAAUGUACAAAUUCAGAAUAUUAUAGAUCAAGUGAAAUCAAAAACCGUUCUCCCGGGGAACGAUCAAGUUUUACCAGAAACAAAGGUAAGUAUUACAACCACUUCCUCUAAUUCGAUAAGUGAAGAGAUUAAUCGAGAUUCUGAUCCAUCAGAAAUCAAGAUACAG